AACAAGUUCAGCAGCAGUUCAGCGACAGAGGUCCGGGGACUUCAAGGUCAAAUCGCCGUCAUAAAAGAGCUCCUUUCGUCGUUGUGCACCAUUUGCUUCUUACAUAUAUACCACACCACUACCUUGGUCAAUCCACAUUUCAACAAUCAACGCGCAUCAUGGUACUUCCUAUAGAUAAUCCUACCAAGUCCUUCUGGAUUGAAGGGGCCGAGUCGCCUUACAGGGACCAUCGUUCGACCCCCGAUCUACCAUCCGAGAUAGAUGUGGUGAUCGUUGGCAGUGGUUACACUGGAGCAACAAUGGCCUAUUGGAUACACAAGUUCACUCAAAACGGGCAAACCCCAAACAUGCUUGUUCUUGAGGCUAGAGACAUUUGUGGAGGUGCUACUGGUCGAAAUGGAGGACAACUAAGACCUCACUUCUACUCUCGCUAUCCAGCUUGGUCUGCCCGCUUCGGCCCCGAUGGAGCCCUCAAGGUCAUCCAACACGAAGCCGCCCACUUGAAAGCGUUUGACAAAGUGUUCAACGAGGAAGGUAUCGCGCAAAAAGUAUGUUUCAAGCUUGGCGAGACUUUUGAUGCGGCCAUGUCGGAGGAAGCGUGGACAAGACUGAGGGGAGCGUAUGAGCAUAUGAAGAAGGAUCAUGGGGAGAAUGGCGACAUUAUCAAGCAGUGCCGAUUGAUUGAAGAUCCGAAAGAGGCCGAAGAGUUUACGCAGAUGAAAGGCUGUAUCGGGGCUGUGGUACAUCCCUCAGGGCAAGUUUGGCCUUACAAAUUCGUCCACGCCGUGCUGGAGCUCGUUAUGAACACGGGCAAACUGAACGUCCAAUCGCACACCCCUGUUUUGAGCGUCUCAGAAAGGGAUAACGAUGGGUAUAUCACCGUGAAUACCGAACGGGGAUCCGUGCGAGCGAAAACUGUCAUCCAUGCAACAAACCGAUGGGCAUCGCAUCUUCUUCCCGAAUUCAAAAACCUCAUCUUCCCAGGCAGAGGCACAAUAGCAGCUAUCAAGGCCCCCGAGGGGUUCCUGAAGCAUACUGGUGCCCAACAUUGGGAUAGCAUCGUCAAUAAUUACCAUCUCCAACUCCCACCUCCCUUUAACACAAUCAUCCUCGGAGGCGCCAAACCUCUUACCGUCCAUGAUCCCAAGCAAUACGUCAACAACGACCGUGAAGACCUACAGUUUGCAGGUGUGCCCGAUUUCUAUCAAGGCUGGCCACAGAGGGACAUCGUGGGCUGGCAGGGUAAGGAUCCGGCGGAUUUAGAGAAAACCGUCGAAGAAGGUGGCGUUUGGACAGGAGUGUACUCUGCAAGUAUCGAUUCGUUCCCAUUUGUUGGUCCCGUACCAGGCAAACCAGGACAAUUCGUAGCAGCCGGUUUUGCAGGUCACGGCAUGCCCAGGAUCCUCGGCUCUACUGCCCAUCUGACGCCAAUUGUACUCUCCGAACUGGGCAUCCACUACCAAACCCCGACUGCGGCUAACAUUUUCCCGCCUUUGCCUGAACCGUUCUUCGCGACGCCGGAUAGGGUGGAAAAACUGCAGGCAAUAGAUGCUGCAGCCAAGUUCCAGGAAGAGAUCAAUGAAGGUUUGCUUAGCUCGAAAAAGCCUUUCGCUGGGCCUGUUCCUCAGAUUGUAACCACUUGAUUGAAAACGAGGGGAAUGAUCUAGAAGAAAUAUUGUAGCUAAAAGCAGAAGGAGCCCAGUAUAAGACUUUGUAUACAAAGCAUUAAUUAGUAUGUUGCUUAUCACAACAAGCAAUCAGUUAACGUAAUGAUCUUGUAUCAAUACAUACUGUACAAAUUUAUGCAAAUAAGACG
Cryptococcus deneoformans JEC21 is the source of this 1816-nucleotide messenger RNA. RefSeq names its product expressed protein. The coding region runs from base 159 to 1643 and encodes 494 amino acids. NCBI's taxonomy places the organism in Eukaryota, Fungi, Basidiomycota, Tremellomycetes, Tremellales, Cryptococcaceae. The transcript has 8 exons. The record is from RefSeq and is a predicted model, not a curated record. Gene Ontology annotation, cellular component: cytoplasm. Gene Ontology annotation, molecular function: oxidoreductase activity.